Messenger RNA from Dromiciops gliroides (monito del monte), 981 nucleotides. RefSeq names its product vomeronasal type-1 receptor 1-like. Lineage: Eukaryota; Metazoa; Chordata; Mammalia; Microbiotheria; Microbiotheriidae. Gene Ontology annotation, biological process: G protein-coupled receptor signaling pathway. The transcript has a single exon. The record is from RefSeq and is a predicted model, not a curated record. Gene Ontology annotation, cellular component: membrane. The coding region runs from base 1 to 981 and encodes 326 amino acids. Gene Ontology annotation, molecular function: pheromone receptor activity.
AUGGUACUUAGUGACUUUUUGUUGGGCUUUGUCUUCCUUAUUCAACUGGGAGUUGGAAUAGCAGGAAAUUUCUUCCUCCUGGGCCUAUCUAGCUUUACCUUAUUCAAUGGUAAAAGGCUGAAGCCCAAGGAGUACAUUUUUAUCCAUUUAGCCUUGGCCAACUCAAAAGUGCUUCUCUCCAAGGGAAUCCCUCACGUGAUGGUCUGUUUUGGCAUUAAAAAUUUCUUGGAUCAUCUUGGUUGUAAACUUAUUGCUUGCCUACAAAAUGUGGCCCGGAGUGUUUCUCUCAGCAUCUCCUGUCUCUUGAGUGGUUUUCAGGUCAUCACCAUCAGUCCCAGUAAUUCCAGGUUGGCAGAAAUCAAAAGCCAAGCCCAAAAGUAUAUUGCUCCUUCCUGCUGCUUCUGCUGGUUUUUCAAUCUGCUAAUAAAUUUAACAUUGCUUGGGACUAUGCAUAACUCAAGGUAUCUGACUAAUAAUACCAAGGUAUGGCAUCUGGGAUAUUGUUCAAUUUUAACUCCUGCCUUUUUUAAUGCUGCAGUUUUUGUUCUUCUCUUUUCUAUUCCUGAUGUUAUGUAUGUGGGAUUCAUGAUUUGGGCCAGUGUCUACUUAAUGUUUCUCUUGCACAAACACCACCAGCAUGUCAAACACAUUCACAGUUCUCAUCUCUCUCCCAGAACUUUCCCUGAGAAAAGGGCCACCCAUGCUAUCCUCCUAUUAGUGAGCACAUAUAUCUCCUUUUAUUCCAUUCAUUCUAGCUUGUCAUUUUAUCUCUUUAAAAUGGACAAACAUCAGCCUUGGUUUGUUGCUACAUUAAAUCUCCUUGGAACAUUGUUCCCAGCCAUCAACCCUUUUGCUCUGAUCUUCUGUAAUUCCCAAGUCCUCAAAUAUCGGUAUGUUCUGAGGCAUAGGAAACAUCACCCUCUCCUAUGCCACACUGUUAUCAAUCAUGUCCCCUUCCAGAAUCCUACCCUCACCCUAUGA